AUGCAUCAUGUCAUUGUAUUAAUAUCUUUAUUAUGGACUUAUGAUCAUACAGAAAUUUCUAGAAAACUAUCUGAUUCUUUAGACACUCCAAUUCUUGCUGCAUUUGUUUUGCCAAAAGGUUCAGUCUCUCAAAAAAUAAAUCAUACAUUUUCAAUACUUUCGGAAAUCUUAGAUCCAUUUAUAAAUGUUAUUUAUACAGUUGUCGAUUGCUCCUACUCGCGGUUCUGUUUAACCCAUGGCAUCGGUCAUUAUCCAACAAUUUGCCUUUUAAGAACAUUUUCGCGCAAAUAUUGGAAAUGCACUGACGAAACUGAUAUCUCUGGUGUAUCGAACUUUUUAAAAUACGAACUUACACCUAAUAUCAAAACUUCUUCGUUUUAUUCUUCAGAAAUUCGUGAAAAACUCCUAAGUGGAGGCACUUUAUUUUCACUUAGUGCUAAUGAUCAAUCUGAUCGAACUUUUGAGGCUGUUAAACGUGCUGCAAUUAAAUAUAAACCCUUUGACGUUUUAUUUUUAUUGAGUACGUCAUAUUAUGAUGGAAAAAGCAUCACUGCGCAUUUUUCAACUAAAUGCCAAACUUCUGCUUCUCUACAGUCAAUUUAUAUUGAUGAAUUUGUCAGAUUUAAUUCAUUUAGUGUAUAUCAUCAAUACACGUAUGAAGAAUUUAAUAGUGGAGGAAAUUAUAUAAUAUAUGCAGGAUACGAAAACAGAUUUAGAGAUAAAAACAAAAUGAUUGACCAAAUAGUAGAAUUAGUCCCAUGCGAUUUUCCUGGAAAGAUUGGAUUUGCUUCUCUUUCUUCAGAACGAUGGAUUGCAGAAAUAACAGGAAAAUAUAAUUCGAUUGAUCCUUUUGUUGUUGGGAUCAAUGUGGACAAAAAGUGCUUUAUUCAUAUAAAAAAUAUAUCGCAACUUAAUGACUCCGAAUUUUAUAUCGAUUUGAUGGUAUGCGAGAAAUCUAAAAAAAUCUUACCGCGAUCUCCUUACAAAGGUAUUAGAAACGAUGCUAUGUUUCUAGUAUUUCUAGGAAUCAUAGUUAUCAGUAGUUUUAUUCUUUUAAUUUUCAAUAUGAAAUUUAAUAGCCGCAGUACAAGAAAGAACAAAUAA
Messenger RNA from Trichomonas vaginalis G3, 1104 nucleotides. RefSeq lists its product as uncharacterized. The transcript has a single exon. The record is from RefSeq and is a predicted model, not a curated record. Bases 1 to 1104 code for a protein of 367 amino acids. NCBI's taxonomy places the organism in Eukaryota, Parabasalia, Trichomonadida, Trichomonadidae.